Messenger RNA from Cylicocyclus nassatus, 213 nucleotides. Lineage: Eukaryota; Metazoa; Nematoda; Chromadorea; Rhabditida; Strongylidae. The record is from the annotation of a GenBank genome assembly.
AUGGCACUGUUUACGUUUGGUGGAGAAGCAGUCGGAUCGCUUCAUACCUACGACUUCAUCUUGCCAGGUCAUUUAGCGCGCAACUGCUCCGGUUUUUUGGACACUCUCAAGCAUAACAGAAAUUCCGAGCAAAGUCUUAUGAUUCGACUACCCCAGGCAAUGUUUGCUGGUCUGGAAGACGUUGCAUUUCAAUUAUCUGUCUCUCAUAUUUGA